Messenger RNA from Athalia rosae (coleseed sawfly), 2845 nucleotides. It is a transcript of the gene Shmt, whose product is annotated as serine hydroxymethyltransferase. Bases 475 to 1869 code for a protein of 464 amino acids. Gene Ontology annotation, cellular component: cytosol; cytoplasm; nucleus. NCBI's taxonomy places the organism in Eukaryota, Metazoa, Arthropoda, Insecta, Hymenoptera, Athaliidae. Gene Ontology annotation, molecular function: glycine hydroxymethyltransferase activity; zinc ion binding; pyridoxal phosphate binding. The record is from RefSeq and is a predicted model, not a curated record. Gene Ontology annotation, biological process: purine nucleobase biosynthetic process; folic acid metabolic process; tetrahydrofolate interconversion. The transcript has 6 exons.
UAUGGUGGCGAGCUCUGGUCAACGAUUUGUUGGUUGCGGGCGAAUGUUUGUCUUCUAUUGGGGAUAUUGCAAACGCAUAAUUGGUUAUUGUGCAAACUUGGGUAACAGAUAAGCUACGUUUGAUAUAUGAAAAUUGACGUAAACGGAUUUCAAGAGACAACGUUAUGAUGUUUGUUCGCAUGAUAUCGUAGACAUAUAUUGUGUGGUUUUAUCCAGAUUUGGAUCUUUCGAUCUCCAUAUCGUCAGUUACGUAUGCGUUGAGUUAAGGUUAUCUUACCGCGUGACACUUGAACCCACUCAUCAAUCUGUGAUUGAUAAAUAACAAGAUCGUCAUUGCUGUCCUGAAUAUUUCGCAGUGAAUAUUCACAUCUCACUUGGUACAUUCGUUUCUCUUUUGAACUCUCGCUAUUUGCUAUUCUGUAUUUCUGAAUUGAAUCCAUUGGUACAAGAUACUGUCAAGAUUAACAGACGAAUAUGACAAGCAUCAUUAAUCAAAAUCUGUGGGACUCGGACUACGAACUGUUCGACCUUAUAAAAAAAGAAAAAAAACGGCAGGAAACUGGGUUGGAAAUGAUAGCCAGUGAAAACUUCACUUCCCUUAGUGUACUCCAGUGUCUUAGUUCUUGCUUGCACAACAAGUACAGUGAAGGCCUACCAGGACAGAGAUACUAUGGAGGAAAUGAGUACAUUGAUCAAAUUGAACUGCUUGCUCAAAAACGUGCCUUGGAAGCCUUCAAUCUCAAUCCUGAGGAAUGGGGAUGCAAUGUACAACCAUAUUCUGGCAGUCCAGCUAACUUUGCUGUUUACACCGGUCUGAUCGAACCUCACGGACGUAUAAUGGGUCUGGAUUUACCAGAUGGAGGACAUCUGACUCAUGGAUUUUUCACCGGAAACAAAAAAAUAUCCGCAACAUCUAUUUUCUUUGAAUCAAUGCCUUACAAGGUAAAUCCUGAGACCGGGCUGAUUGACUAUGACAAACUCGCUGACACUGCUAAUCUGUUCAAACCCAAAAUCAUCAUAGCAGGCAUAUCGUGCUACAGUAGGUGUUUGGACUACAAAAGAUUUAGGGAAAUUGCUGACGAACAUAAUGCCUAUUUGUUUAGCGAUAUGGCACAUGUUUCUGGACUUGUUGCCGCUGGCGUUAUUCCCAGCCCAUUCGAAUAUAGCGACGUUGUCUCUACGACAACUCACAAAACUCUCAGAGGACCACGUGCUGGUGUAAUUUUCUUUCGCAAGGGAGUGAGAAGUGUGACAAAGAGCGGAGAAAAGAUUCUUUAUGAUAUUGAGAAUAAAAUAAAUCAAGCUGUUUUUCCUGGGCUACAAGGUGGACCGCAUAAUCAUGCGAUCGCUGCUAUUGCGACAACGAUGAAGCAAGUUAAAUCCCCUGAGUAUAUUGGAUAUCAAAAGCAAGUGGUAGCUAAUGCACAGAGAUUGUCUGCUGGUCUUCAAAAACUUGGGUACAAAAUCAGCACAGGGGGCACAGACGUACAUUUAAUUUUAGUUGAUUUGAGAACUACCGGAAUUAGUGGAGCAAAAGCAGAGAGAAUGUUAGAAGAUAUCUCCAUAGCUUGUAACAAGAACACAGUUCCCGGAGACAAAAGUGCUCUUAACCCUAGUGGCAUCAGGCUUGGAACUCCAGCUUUAACCACACGGGGUCUCAAGGAAGCCGAUAUCGACCGAGUUGUUCAUUUCAUUCACUCUGGCAUUGAAUUGGCCAAAGAAGUUACAGCCAUUUCUGGACCUAAGCUUGUCGAAUAUAAGCGAAUAUUGGAGACGCAUGAGACAAUAAAACCCAAAGUGGCAGCUCUGCGUAAUAAAGUUGAAGAAUUUGCUUCGCAAUUUCCUCUCCCAGGUCUGAAAGAGUAUUGAACAGGUAUGUAAGCUUGGCGUGAUCAUAACUGAAAUAGUUAGACACUACGCGAUGUGAAUUUAGGUUGGCGAAAAAUAUUCUUAGUAGAUUCUACGUUCGAUGGAUGCGAGUCCAGUGGCGCCAGAUCCCUACCCCUGCGCUGCUGUAAAUUCCUCUAGAGAUAUUUUGCGCCAAUCCAAAUCAUAUCGCGUAGUAUCUAACCAUUUCAGUUAUGACUAAGGUUUGUGUACAAAACAUUUGUACGAAUUAUACUCCAUGUAUUUUAACCAAACAAUUAAACUCAUAAUUUAAAUUCGUAUAUGCAGUGACAGAAUAUUACUUUAUCCAUCAUAUUCGAUCAUGACAGUGUACAGUUAUAUCCGUAGAGAAUUAGAACAAUGAAUGGCUGUAAUACGUAUGUUACUAUUCCGCGUAAUUUGAAUUAACCGUAAGUUGGAAAAUCGUAAGAAUAAUCCCCAAGACAAGCAUUCCAAAAAAUUCAAUCGCAUGUACACGUACGUACGUACACAAAUCUCAUUCAAAAGUGGUGUAGUUAGACACUACGCGAUAUGAUUUAGGUUGGGUAAUCCCUAAUGGAAUUAACAGCAGCGCGACGGCAGAGGUGGGGUUCUGGCGCCGCUCGGCCCGCAUCCAUCGUACGUAAAUUCCACUAGGGAUAUUUUGCGCUAACCUAAAUCAUAUCGCGUGGUGUCUAACCACACCACUUAUGAAUGAGGUUAGGUUUAUACUACACACCAAUGUCGCUUUGAAAGAGCAGCAAACUUGCGUAGCUAACAACAGCCAGCUUUCCCGCAUUAUCUGGUUUGUCCGAAUGAGACAACCAGGCGCCUGAAUGAACUGAAAUAAUCGUUGACGUACUUGACAUAAAUUUUUUUUCGUACUUUCAGUUAGAUGUAGCCUUUACUAGUUUGUUAUUGAAUAUAUGAGUUUUACAACUAUAGUUUUUUACUGAAUAAAAUUGAUCCAUAAAACCUA